Aspergillus wentii DTO 134E9 is the source of this 463-nucleotide messenger RNA. RefSeq names its product Tim10/DDP family zinc finger protein. The transcript has 2 exons. NCBI's taxonomy places the organism in Eukaryota, Fungi, Ascomycota, Eurotiomycetes, Eurotiales, Aspergillaceae. The record is from RefSeq and is a predicted model, not a curated record. Bases 54 to 323 code for a protein of 89 amino acids.
UUCUUGAAUAAUAUUUCCUUGCCUCAUUUGAUAUCCCAUUCCUCUCGCUCAAAAUGGACUCUCAACCCCAAAUCGAUAUCUCCAAGCUUAGUGAUGCCGACAAGAAAGAAUUGAACCAGUUCUUGACGAGUGAGGCCCAAAAGUCGAACAUUCAACAGACUGUCCACCACCUCGCCGAUGUUUGCUGGAAGAAAUGUAUCACUUCGAAGGUCUCCUCAGGCCGGUUGGAUCGGAAAGAAGAAUCUUGUGCACAGAACUGUGUGGAAAGAUGGAUGGAUACGAACUUUGCUGUCUUGAAGCACUUGGAACAACUUCGCGGAUAAAUAAACCCAAGGUUUCGAUCCAUUAGCCAGACGUCGAUGGAGGACUUCUUCAUUAUUAUGUGCUUCAUUUUAACGUCGGCCAUCCUGUAAACCGGCCGGUUGAGUAUAUCUGUUAUAAAGCACAGUUGGGCUGUUCAGCA